Sclerotinia trifoliorum is the source of this 4118-nucleotide messenger RNA. The record is from the annotation of a GenBank genome assembly. Lineage: Eukaryota; Fungi; Ascomycota; Leotiomycetes; Helotiales; Sclerotiniaceae.
ACAGACAUACAGUGAAAUCUUCUGGGUUGAUGUGUCUCGGGGGGACGGUCUAGCAAGUGAAUCAUACUGUCAUGAGAAAGAUGUCCCGUAGAACAGGGGAAAUAAGUUGGAAGAACCAUAACCUACCUACCUACCUUACCAUACAUAUCAACUACCCAGUACUUCUCACUUUGCUCGCACCUUUGUAAAGAAUCUCUUUUCGAUUUCUUCCUACUGCUGUUAGUACUCUUGGAGAUUCAACACUCUUUAUCAAAUCAUCGGAAAAGGAAGUGGAAAAGAAACAAGCAGAAAAUCAAGCCCAAGAUAUUCUGCAAUAACCAUCUCCAAGUUGUCGACAGAUUAGGCCAAUAAUAUAUUUAAAUUUAAGCUCUUGAUACGCAGAAACUUCCAGGAUAACAAAAAUAUACCAAGAAGAGUUUCCGCCACGAGCCUCGGUAGCCAUGUCAUAUCACAACAGCGCUUACGAUGAUUAUUCUCAAGAAAACCAAGGGGAAUAUCAACCUGCACGAGCAGGCUGGAAACAAACACAAAAUUACCCCAACGGACAACAAGGUACGUUAUAAAGAUUUUAUUGAUUGGACUUUCAAAUAGCAAUAUCAUAUCAUAUCACAUCAGGGGGGAUAUAUGAAGGAGGGGAGAGUGGAAUACGGUAUAUACGAAACAAAACGAAACGAAACGUCAUCAGAAUUUGAAGGGGCUUAAAAAAGAGAAAAAGUAUAAAUCACGUAUUUGCCAGCUUUGCCCUUGAAUCGCUUUUUCGGGGGAGAGGCGCAAGGCAUUCAUUCAUUAGUCGCAAAGCUUGCUUUUCCGUGCUUGUCCGGCUGUGAUACUACGUACAUAGUAAUCCUCCUGGCUAGCAUUCACAGCUCUCUUACUUCUAUCUUUUGCGAUUUAUUUAUACCAUAUUUUACAUACCUACCACGACUUCACCAUCGCAAAUUACGAGUUGGCUUUAUAAAUUCUUCGAAUUUAGCUAAUGAUCCGAUCUUGAAAUUCAGAUUCAUAUCAACCUCCUCCUCCUCGCGGUGCCAGUUUAAACAAUCCUACAACUCAGAAUUCUAAUAACAACAAUAUGAACGGCUAUGGUGGGGGUUAUCAACAGAACCCCAAUCUCGGGGCGACGUUCUAUCCCGGCGGAGGGGAUGACUUUUAUAUGCCUCCUAAUGUAGUGUCUCCAAUGCCACAAAGGUAUAAUUUUAAUUUUCAUUGUUCGAUUUAAGAAAGGAAAAUGGUUAUUUGGGUGGCAUUUCCAUUCGACAAACGUAACUUGCGAUGAGCGUCACUAAUGAGAAGUAUAGAAUCAUGCCAGAAGUACCAAAUAAUAUGCAAGAUAAUCUUGCGAACCUUGAAUUAAAUGAUGGAUAUCGAGUAAGCUCGCAUUCUACCUUUUCAUCUAUUCAAUCGUAUAAUGACAAUCCACAGCAAGGGACCAGCGAAUCUUCGAGAUCAAGUCAUAGCAAUCGAAACAGCGGACCGGGUUACACAGCGAACUACGAACAUACAAAUGCAGCCAUAUAUCAGAAUCUAAAGGGGCCUUAUGGUACUCCACGAUCCCAGCCUGACUCCCCCAGGUUUUCGCCAUUUCCAAAACCCCGAAACGCAGGUCAGAAUGUACCUUUGUCAGAUGAGGAUAAAGAAGAAGUAUUAGAGAGAGCGAGACCGAUGGUUUUGAAAUCUACCGAUCCAGAGAUGCAGUUGGCAUGGGCUCAAGAUGCAUUGUCUUGGGUGGAAGUAGCCAGCAGUACCUAUGAGCGAAAAGUUGAUGACUCGCGAGCUCCAACACCAAAGGUUGAGCACCAAUUACGGGUUGAUGCUAUAAGCAUUGUCAACUUCCUCGCAGAACAACAACAUCCCAAGGCAGAAUUUAUGAAGGCAAUGUGGCUAGAGUUUGGUAAAUUUGGGUAUCGAAUGGAUAAAAAGGAAUCGUUCCAAGGUUAUCAGCGAGCUGCACAAAAAGGAUACGCUCGAGCAGAAUACCGAAUAGGAAUGCAAUUCGAAAAUACCAUGAACCCUGCGAAGGCCGUCGAACAUUACCAAAGAGGUGUAUACAUGAAGGAUUCUGCCGCAAGCUAUAGGCUUGGAAUGGCUACUUUACUUGGUCAAUGUGGCAUGCAGCAAGAUUAUGCUAGGGGUAUAGAUUUGAUUCAAUUCGCAGCCGACACGGCGGAUGAGAAUGCCCCUCAGGGUGCUUAUGUUUACGGAAUGCUGCUUGCCAGAGAGUUACCGAAUAUUAUCAUGCCUGAUGAAUAUCUACCAUACGAUUUGAACGAAGCGAAGAUGUUUGUUGAAAAAGCUGCUUACCUCGGAUUUGCCAAAGCACAACUCAAGAUGGCUCAAGCCUACGAACUUUGUCUAUUUGGCUGCGAGUUUGAUCCGGCUCUUUCGUUACAUUACAACGCCCUUGCUGCCCGUCAAGGAGAACCCGAGGCCGAUAUGGCUAUCAGCAAAUGGUUUCUUUGUGGAUAUGAAGGUAUUUUUGAAAAGAAUGAGGAGCUCGCCUACACAUAUGCUCAACGUGCCGCCGAGACAGAGAUGGCCACAGCGGAGUUUGCCAUGGGCUACUUCUACGAAAUUGGAAUGUAUGUCAAAAAGAAUCUUGAAAUAGCUUCACAAUGGUAUGAUAAGGCUGCCAAGCAUGGUAACCAGGAUGCGUUGGGAAGAAUUGAUAGCAUCAGAGCGAACCAUACUCUUUCCAAGGGCGAUCAUGGCGCGGCGAUUCAACGUAUUAAGUCAACGCAUGGCUCUCGAAGAGGAGGAAGACCUGAGAGAUUCAAUCAAGCUAAUGCUCCACCUAUGCCAUCCAUGUCAGAAGAUGCCUCAUCGCCAUUGCCUCCUGCACAUAGUCAGAAACCUAAAGUUAAAAAGGGUGCCCCAGCAGGCAUUCGACCAAUUUCUAUUGCACCAUAUCCAGAGGACGAUUUUGGUUCUGGUAACCGCGGUAGUGCUAAAAUUAGUCCUGGUUACCCAAGAUAUCUUCCACAAGAUGGAUUGCGACAAUCUAUUUCAAGUUCAAAUCCUGUCGCAGAUCGACCAUCUUCUGCUUUUGGUGUUCGCCCUCAGCAGCAACCACCACCACCUCAUUUGGGAAUUACCCAUCAAAACACAGAGCCUAUAAGAUCAUCGUCUCCCAUGGGUACAAUGCCUUCACAGGGGCGCAAUCCAUCACCAUCACCUAGCCGCGCACCAAAUAUUCCUCCACUAAGCUUUGAAUCCGGUUACCAAAAUCCACAGCAAAGACCUACAACAUCUAAUUCGAGACCUGGAACCGCACAAUCUGUACAAUCAGUUCAGUCUUUCCAAUCUGCACAAUCCACAUACGGUUCCAGACCAGGUCCUGGUCAAAAUGUUGCACCACCACGAAAUGCUUCCAUGACACCAGUUUCGGCUGCUUCAUCCACGGCAAGUAGAACUCCUAACAGGGCAAUGGGUAACACGAUGUCUUCACAAGGUGGCGACUCGAGACAAUCAUCAAUUUCAUCAGCUUCUACUCCUGCUCCAGCAGCAGCUCCAGCAAAACCAUCAGCACCUGCUAAAAAGGGGCCUGCAACAUUUGAGGAGAUGGGUAUUCCACAAACCAAGAGUGAAGGAGAUUGCGUAAGUUUUUUCUAGUUUAUCUUGUGUUUUAUUUGACUCGGUUACUGAUAAUAUCACAGGUCGUUAUGUAAUGCGAUGGUACAAUUGUGAGGGUUAUAAAAUUUAGGGAUUUACAAAGCAUGGCGAAUGGACAUUGUGAAUAGUUUUUGGAGGAAGCAUUCAAGGCAUUUUUUACUUACAUAUAUGCAUAUACUCGUAUAUUCGAAUAUUCGUAUACAUAUACAUGCAUUUCAUAUUGGGAUAGUUUGGAAUUUCCAGUUGUGUAUUAAACUAGCAUCAUCUUUUUCUUCUUCGAUGAGUGAGGAAAGAAAAGAAGAAGUUCCCAGGGUGUCUUGUAGGGAUCUAUCAAAUAGGUAUUUCUCUAGGUACCUAUUGUUUAUCUAUCUGGAUUAGGUACUAGGUUCUAGGUAGUAGGUAGGUAGGUAAACUGUGAGAUUUUGAAUUAGUCUAGGUAGUCUAGCAAGUUGUAUGUAUGUAUGUACGUAUGUACGUAUUUCUUUGUUGAAAUUAAAAAUUUAUGAUAC